GUGCCUUUCUUUUCUUCUAAUAACGGGAUGCGGGAUUUCAGGUUAACAAUAGUCGUGCUGGCAUGCAUACUGUUAAUAUGCGAAGCAGCUGAGUCCAUGAACUACGCUAACGAAAUGCCCAAGUGCGGUAUUACCUGUAUGGUACGAUUGAUCCCUUCUUCAACUUGCGCUUUGACGAAUACAACCUGCCUCUGUACGGAUACGGGUCUGGCUAAGGUUAUGCAAACCUGUAUUCUAUCGGAGUGUAUCCUUGAGGAUGCUUUGAGUGUUGCAAGAAUGUCGGAGACAGCCUGCGGCAGACCACGGCGGUACAAACGAGGCGGGGUAUGGGCAUUUAUUGCUGCAUCAAUAGUAUCCCUGUUAUGCAUUAUACUGCGCAUGUAUUCUCGAUGGAAAAUGAUGAAGCGGUACGAAGCCGACGACUUUGUCUUGGUGGUGGCUUUACCAUCUUAUCAAGUCAUGGCUGCUUUUCUAGCACUCGGCGUUGAUGUGUGGACACUGGGCAGCGACACGUUCACUACUGCAUUGAAGAUACAAUACUUUGACGAGUUCUUUUACAUUAUAAAUUUGGCCCUUACGAAACUGGUUCUUCUCUUUUUCUUUCUCCGAGUAUUCCCACAUCGACGGUUUCGCAUUGCCGUCUACAUAAUCAUGGGGUUCGUGGCCACGUCCACCACGAUUCUGCUCCUUCUUCAGAUAUUCCAAUGCCUGCCCAUUGAGUCCGUGUGGCUCGGUUGGAAAGGGAAUUAUGGUGAACAUCGAUGUCUCGAUAUCAACCUCAUCACAUUUUCUAUCGCUGCAUUGUCGAUCGCCCAGGAAGCCGUCAUACUCGUUCUUCCUCUCCCGCUACUUGCUGGACUUAACAUAAGCAGGGGCAAAAAGGUCGGCACUCUGUUACUAUUCAGCCUAGGCAUAUUCGUGCUUGUUACAAGCUGUAUCAGGUUGAAGUUUAUACAUGGCUGGGCCCACUCAACUAAUCCAACGUGGGAUUAUAUGGACGCCUUCAUAUGGUCUGGACUGGAAGUCGAUGUAUCCGUUAUUGUUGUUUGUAUACCUGCAAUACGGAUCCUCGUUGUCGCCACUUGGCCUAAGAUGUCACAUUGGGUUAUUGCAUCCAACCCGAGCGAACUGGAGAUGUUCAACCGCGGCCAGGAAAAAGAUUAG
This is a messenger RNA of Pseudomassariella vexata, 1164 nucleotides long. RefSeq lists its product as uncharacterized. The transcript is spliced from 6 exons. Bases 28 to 1164 code for a protein of 378 amino acids. NCBI's taxonomy places the organism in Eukaryota, Fungi, Ascomycota, Sordariomycetes, Amphisphaeriales, Pseudomassariaceae. The record is from RefSeq and is a predicted model, not a curated record.